Molecule: messenger RNA, 1887 nt
Organism: Phytomonas sp. Hart1
Lineage: Eukaryota; Euglenozoa; Kinetoplastea; Trypanosomatida; Trypanosomatidae
Source: the annotation of a GenBank genome assembly
AUGAAAGAGUCUAGUUUACUUCUCAGUAAUAAAAAGAAUUGGCUGAAGAUACGUGCGAAGUUGCUUCUGCAAAAAUAUGUUCGAAGAUAUGUACCUGAUCCGCGCGACAACCCUCUAACGGAGCACCCAUUAAGCGCGGAGUCCUACGAGAAGAUCCAACAACAGCAGGAAGGGAGUGUGCGCAUUGGCAUCCGUCCAGGGCAGUCAAUCGAGGAAUACAUGAUGGAGCGUGAUCGCCGGUGGAUUCGCGACCAAAGCAUUACUAUGGAGGAUGUGGUGAAAGAUGGAAACCUCAAGACCACGAAGGAUGGGUACCCGUUUUUGGGGGUCGGGACGCGCGAGAACUACAUGGAUUUAGACUCCGCCAACAAGAAGGUGAAGUUGCCCGAGGAGAAGGACUACCAGGUGGAUGAAGAGCUCAUCUUGCUGCGUCGCCAAUUGCAGGUCGAGAACGAGGCCGAGUAUCGCAAGUUCGCCGCCGAGUCGAAACGCGAAGAACUGUCGUCUCGGGACACCCAAAAGCGGCGUCGGGCGCACCCGAGCGACCCCAAGUACGACCCAUUUAAACGCAUGCCGGAUUAUCGGCCGCAGGACAGCGUGGAGCUCGCGCGGUGGUUGAAGCGGCAGCGGGAAUCCGGCCGCUCCGCCAGCGGGGCCUCGCUGCAAACUCGGGAAGGCCAGGAGCGCUUUUACAACGAGGAGAAGAUGGCCACCCAGUACUAUGCGAAUCCCUUCGCAAAUCGGAUCGAGGAGCCUCGUGGGAUGUCGAAGCGUCGGAUCACCGCGUACUCCCCGGACAGCGUUUUUGUCAACGACAAGGAGGUCAUCGGGUCCUGCAUCGUGACGGAGCGGAGCUACUAUCACUGGAAUGUGAGCAGCUUCGAGGAGGUGAAUCGGCGGACCUUGUCAAUUCUUUUCCACCUCUACCCCGUGCCGGACGUGAUUUUCCUCGGCACCGGGCGCAACCUUCACUUUAUCGACGAGGAGCUCCGCAUCGCCUUCCAGAAGCGGGGCUCGAUCAUCCACUGCCUGACCACUCCCAAGGCCUGCGGGCAUUUUGGCGUCCAGCUCUCCGUCUCCCGCCGGGCCGCGCUGGCGGUGAUCAACCCCGUCCCCACCAACUCCUACGGCGUCGAGUGCUUUGGCGACUUCGUCGAUAACGACCAGUUCUCGCUCUCGGAUACCCAAUUGGGGAUCCUGCCCUUUCGCCAGUUCUCCUCGAAUUUCUUUCGUCCCAACCCCGUGGCGGAGCGCUACCGCUCUGUCCAGGGCACCGGAAUCGGCCCGCGCUAUCACGAACUCUCCGACGGCCGCCUGGUGCGGCCCGGGACGAGCGGGACGAAGCUGCGGCCGAUGCUCGAGCCCGGGGAGGAGGUUGUGUGGGAUCGCCUGCCUUCCUAUUUCCAUUGGUACCCGAAGGAAACGCUGGAGGACUACAUCGAGAAUACCACGAUGCGGGAGAUCCAGGAGCGGCCGAAGGGGGAGCCACUGGAGCGCCGACUCCAACGAAUGCUCAACAAUGGGGUCAAUCCCAUCACGGAGGACUCGCCGCGGUCGGUGGUCAUGCCGUGGGAGGCCGCGAGCAUCCCGAUCUGCAAGUUCGCCCACGAACGAAACGAGGAGGAGAUCAUCGUCGAGGACCCCAAGACGGGACGGAUUAUCGGGAUGGAUCGGGAAACUUACAACCGCUGGAGGGUUAUGAUGGAGGAGCGGCGCAAGGGGCUGCCGGAAUCGGACCCGGUGGAAUACGACCAGGAGCGCUACGUCACCAACCGAGAUGGCAUCGUCUUCGACUUGUCAAAGAUGAAGUACCGACCGAUCUUCCAGGGCCGUUGGAACCCGAGGCGCCCACAGAGCACGGGGCGAACAAGUCCAAUCAUGGUGUAA